Messenger RNA from Aedes aegypti (yellow fever mosquito), 759 nucleotides. RefSeq names its product adult-specific cuticular protein ACP-20. Gene Ontology annotation, cellular component: extracellular matrix. The coding region runs from base 77 to 517 and encodes 146 amino acids. The transcript has 2 exons. NCBI's taxonomy places the organism in Eukaryota, Metazoa, Arthropoda, Insecta, Diptera, Culicidae. The record is from RefSeq and is a predicted model, not a curated record.
ACUAGGUUUCCGCCUGAAAACCCUAUCAGUUUGCGAUCGUUUUGAUUCUGGUGCAGUCAGUGAGCAGUAUUCGAAAAUGCUGAAAAUUGUUCUAAUCGUCAGUGUGGCCGUAGUAGCCGUCUCAGCUCAAUAUUUCGGUGGUGAAGCAAUUGGUCUAGGAGAGGAAGGUGGUUACGGUGGAGGUGAAGAAGAACACGGGGAUUACUAUGCCCACCCGAAGUACAAGUUUGAGUACGGAGUGCAGGAUCACAAGACCGGUGACCACAAGAGUCACUGGGAAAUUCGUGAUGGCGAUGUAGUUAAGGGUCAAUACUCGCUGCACGAACCCGACGGCACGGAACGUGUGGUCGAGUACAAAUCGGACAAGCAUUCGGGAUUCGAAGCUCACGUCAAGCGGGUAGGACACGGGCAUCAUCCGCAGCUAUACAGUGGAGCCCAUCAUGAGGAAGGCGGUCACGGCGAUUAUGAACAUGAUCAUGCCUUCAGCUACAACAACCAAAAUCAUCACCAUCUGUGAGUGCCGCCCGGUGGCAGUGCAGCAUAGUGAUGAGUAUGGUUGACGAUCCAGAACCCAGCCAUAUUAUCCUUACGAGUAACUAUUCGAGACUGAAAACCAAAUACUCCUUCAACGAGAACGUGCCUGCCGAUCCGGCGCACUGGUGCGUUGGAAAUAUUAACAGCUUCUUCCUAUCUGUUGUUUCAGCUGUCGACUGUUUAAGUUUAAAAAGCCCCUCAAUAAAAAUGCGAAUCGAAAAUCAA